Molecule: messenger RNA, 1964 nt
Organism: Lolium rigidum
Lineage: Eukaryota; Viridiplantae; Streptophyta; Magnoliopsida; Poales; Poaceae
Product: skin secretory protein xP2-like
Exons: 2
Coding region: 1-1704 (567 amino acids)
Biological process (GO): negative regulation of DNA recombination; regulation of DNA-templated transcription; nucleosome assembly
Cellular component (GO): nucleosome; nucleolus; nucleus
Molecular function (GO): double-stranded DNA binding; nucleosomal DNA binding
Source: RefSeq, a predicted model, not a curated record
AUGCUGGCCCUCGCGCCGGUUGGAGAGUCUUCGUCCUCUACGCCGGCGGCGGAGGCCGCCGCACCGAAGCGUCGGGAGCCCACGCCGGAUCACCCACCGUAUUCAUGGAUGAUCGGCGAGGCGAUCGCGGAGCUGGGCGAGGGCGGCGGGUCGGCGGAGGCCGCCAUCUCGGACUUCAUCCGCGCCAGGCACCCCGGCGUCCCCGCCGCGCACGACAGGUUCCUCCGCCACUACCUCGCCAAGCACGUCGCCGAGGGCCUCUUCGUGCUCGCCGCGACCGGGCGGUACUCCCUCCCCCUCGACGACGACGAGCCCGAGCCCGUGCUCGAGCUCGCGGAUGCCCCGCCGCCGCCGGCUGAACCCAAGCGCGGACGGGGACGGCCGCGGAGGGAUGGCUCGGCGCCGACGCCGACGCCGAAGCCGGCGGCUGGCAGCGAGGGGAGGAGCCAGUCGCCGUCGGCUGCCAACGAGGGGAGGAACCAGUCCCCGUCCGCGGCGCCCAAGCGCCGGGGCCGGCCUCCCAAGGAUCGCCCGCAGGCGGCGGCGGCGGCGACUGCUCGGUCUCCAGCCACAGAGGGCAAGCGCGGGCCUGGUCGACCUCGGAAGGAUGGCUCGACGCCGGCUGCCAGCAAGAAAGGGAGGAGCAAGCCGCCAUCCGCGACGACCAAGCGCGGCCGUGGACGCCCUCGCGUGCUGCCGCGGACCGACUCCGGCGAAGCGCUCGCCACGGACAUGAAAGACAGCGUUGAUGGCCCAUCCACCACUGACAACAAUGAUGGGCAACAGCGGGAGCUGGCACUUGCGGUGGCCAACGACGGCUCUACCGCGCCGUCAGUCACCGGGGAGGAUGACAGCGGUGAGGCUCCAUCAACCCAAGCUCCAUUAGAAGGCUCUGUUCCGGCGCUAGUCGCUGACAAGGAGGAUGGUAUCCAAGCUCCUUCAGGCGGCCCUGCUCCACCACUAGUCGCUGACAAGGAGGAUGGGACCCAAGCUCCAUUCCAAGGCUCUGCUCCGCCGCAAAUGACCGACGAGGAUAAUGAUACCCAAGCUCCAUCUGAAGGCUAUGCUCCAGCGCUAGUUGCUGACAAGGAGGAUAUCACCCAACCUCCAUUGGAAGGCCCUGCUUCGCUGCUUGUCGCUAACAAGGACCAUGGUACCCAAGCUCCAUUUGAGGGCUCAUAUCCGCUGCUGGUCGCUGACAAGGAGGAUGGCACCCAAGCUCCAUCAGACGGCCCUGCUCCACCACUAGUCGCUGACAAGGAUGAUGGUACCCAAACUCCAUUGAAAGGCUCUGCUCCGGCGACUCGCGCCGACAAGGAUGACUUUACCGAACCUCUGUUCACGAAGCACAAGCGCGGUCGCCGGACUUGCAGGUCAGCACCGGCGAAAGCCACCCACGCCCCUGCCUGGACAUCAAUUGCAGAAGACAUGGCCGGUAGCAAGGCUCUAUCUGCUCCGCCCAAGGGCAAUGAUCGGCAGUGCAAACCCGCAUCUGUGCAGAUCAAGCCUCGGAAAAUGCUUUUGCUGAAUGCUGACCGACCAGUGCCGAUCAAGCCUCAGAAAAUGCUUUUGCUGAAUGUUAACCAACCAGUGCCGAUCAAGCCUCAGAAAAUGCUUUUGCUGAAUGCUGGCGAGGUACCAGAUCACCCGGGGUUCUGUGUGCUCGCACUGCCUGCCCCGGUGCCGACUGCAACAAAGGCGUAGAAGCUCUUAAACUGGGCAUGGCAGCUCAUGAAGCCUCAAAUGGACUCAUCAUAUUUCGAAGAUAGCUUGUGUUUACGAAAGUUUAGGGGCUGUUCGAAUGAAGGAUAGUUAUUUUGGCAGCUUCAGUUUAUUCAAUUCUGAACUAAAUGUCACCCUCUAUCCACAGAGGCUAACUCUGAGACUGAAUGCAUAUGAAUCUCGUCAGAUAAUGUGGAAAACCAUGUUUUGCGGAUUUGUCCGAUAUAACUUGCUGAAACUCU